Molecule: messenger RNA, 5914 nt
Organism: Eublepharis macularius
Lineage: Eukaryota; Metazoa; Chordata; Lepidosauria; Squamata; Eublepharidae
Product: zinc finger protein 345-like
Exons: 9
Coding region: 204-2741 (845 amino acids)
Biological process (GO): regulation of transcription by RNA polymerase II
Cellular component (GO): nucleus
Molecular function (GO): RNA polymerase II cis-regulatory region sequence-specific DNA binding; DNA-binding transcription activator activity, RNA polymerase II-specific
Source: RefSeq, a predicted model, not a curated record
GGAGGGUGGCCUCGCUGCAGGCAUCAGCCUCGACCCCCGGGAUCGGGGAGAAGACUCAACUCCUAGUGGGCUUCCUCCCCUUCCUGCCUCCAUUGCCCGGAGACACUUCUGGACUUCACAGCCCCACCCGUUCUGCUGUUCCUCACCUCAGCAAAGAAGGAGGCAGAAGGUCCCAAGGAGAUCCCAGCCGCUGUGCCCCUGAGAUGGAGAGCUGGGCCAGGGAAUCCAAGCCAGAGCCCAGUUCCCAGGUGGUGGCCCUGGCAGAAGCCUUCCUCCAGAGCCAGGCGGGGAACAUGAACGGGGAGGAGCAGGGGCCGUUGGAAGGAGCACAGAAGGGCGUGGCAGUGCCUGUGCAGAGAUUAAUUUGGGGGGAGGUCAAGCAGAAGGGCGAUGGAAGUGCCCCUUCACUGGGCCCUGGAAAGAUGUCGGGUGGAUAUUCUGGGCCUUCCCUUCAGUGUGAUGGGGCACACACAACAUCUGAGCAAGCAGAUCAGGUUCUGGUGACCUUUGAGGAUGUGUCUGUGGAUUUCUCGGAGGAGGAGUGGGCGCUGCUGGAUCCGGGCCAAAGGGCUCUGCACAGAGAAGUCACGGAGGAGAAUUACAGGAACCUGGCCUCUCUCGGGCUUGUGGUUCCCAUACCCGAGUGGGUCUCCUUGCUGGAAGAAGGGGACGAUCCAGUUGCACAGGUCUCCGAGGAGGGAGAGACUUUGGCAGGACUUGUGGUUGUCUCCACUGAUUCCCCCUCCAGGCUAGAAGGAGAAGACCCGUUUGGGCAGGACUCUCAGCAAGGAGAGAGAGCAGCAGGUGACGGACCUCUGAUUGCCACACCGGACCUCGUAUCCGGGCUGGAGGAAGAGGAGGCGCUGCUUAUCGAGUUCUGUGAUGAAGAGGAAGGAGUGGCUGGGAGCAGCCUAGACGGUAUGUGGGAGUUGGCAACUGAAUAUGCAGUGAUGGAGAGAGAACAUACGUAUUCAGAUGUGGAAGAGAACAUUGAAUAUUGUGAUUCAGUGAGCAUGGUGGAGGGAACAAACCCUCUUAAUGAGAGGGGAAACUGUGAUAUUUUCCAAGAUGACAAUUCUGAAGAAAUCCCACCCCUUCAAAAAAUAUACAAAGGAGACAAGAGGGAUGAGUGUCCAGGAAAUGUGGAAGGAUUUUCUGAAAUAGCAGAUAUGACUAUGCAUGGGAACACCCAUAAUACAAGGAAAACAUUUAAAUGCCUGUACUGUGGACAAACCUUUGGACGAAAAGAUACUCUAACUUCCCAUCAAAGAAUUCACACAGGGGAGAAACCUUAUAAAUGCUUGGAGUGUGGAAAAUCCUUUGCACGGAAAGAUUCUCUAACUUCCCAUCACAGAAUUCACACAGGGGAGAGACCAUAUAAAUGCCAGGAAUGUGGGAAAAGCUUCAGUGAGAGUGGAAGCCUUAUUUUCCACCAAAAAAUUCACACAGGAGAUAAAAAAUAUAAAUGCCUGGAGUGUGGAAAAUGCUUCAUUCACAGUCAGAACCUUUCUGCUCACCAAAGAACUCACACAGGGGAGAAACCAUAUACGUGUCUGGAGUGUGGGAAAAGCUUCAGUCAGAGUGGAACCCUUUCUUCCCAUGAAAGAAUUCACACAGGGGAUAAAAAAUAUAAAUGCCUGGAGUGUGGGAAAACCUUCAGUCAGAGUGGACACCUUAUUCACCAUCAAAGAAUUCACACAGGGGAGAAACCAUAUACGUGUCUAGAAUGUGGAAAAUGCUUUAAACGGACAGAUGAACUUACUUCCCAUGAAAGAAUCCACACAGGGGACAAACCAUAUGAAUGCCUGGUGUGUGGGAGACGCUUCAGUCAGAGUUCAGCCCUUACUUCCCAUGAAAGAACUCACACAGGGGAGAAGCCAUACAAAUGCCUAGAAUGCGGGAAAAGCUUCAGUCAGAAUGGAAAUCUUGCUUCCCAUCAAGCAAUUCACACAGGGAAGAAAAGGUAUGAAUGCCCAGUGUGUGGAAAAAUUUUCAGCCAAAGCGGAAACCUUACUACCCAUCAAAAAAUAGUUCACCGUGGGGAGAAACCGUAUAAAUGCCAGGAUUGUGGGAAAAGUUUCAGUCAGAAUGCAAAACUUACUCUUCAUCAAGCAAUUCACACAGGGGAGAAAAAGUAUAAAUGCCUGGAGUGUGGAAAAAGCUUCAGACAGAGCGGAAAUCUUGUUUCACAUCAAAGCAUUCACACAGGAGAAAAACCAUACAAAUGCCUGGAGUGUGGGAAAGGUUUUAGGCAGAAGUAUCAGCUAUGUUGCCAUGAAAGAAUCCACACAGGGGAGAAACCAUAUAAAUGCCUGGAGUGUGGAAAAGCCUUCGGACGGAAAGAUAUUCUUACUUUUCAUCAAAAAAUUCACACCAGGGAGACACCAUAUAAAUGCCGGGAGUGUGGAGAAUGCUUCAGUCAUAGUAGAAACCUUUCUUCCCACCAAAAAAUUCACACAGGGGAUAAAAAAUAUAUAUGCUUGGAGUGUGGGGAAGGCUUCAGUUUGAGCGGAAGCCUUACUUCCCACCAAAGAAUCCACUCAGGGGAGAAACCAUAUACUUGCCCGGAGUGUGGGAAGAGCUUCAGACAGAGUUCAACUCUUGCUUAUCAUCAAAAAAUUCACACAGGGGAGAAAAAAUAUAAAUGCUUACAAUGUAAUAAAAGCUUUGGGAGGAGGGAUAGACUGAAUUCCCAUCAAAGAAUUCACACACAGGAAACUGCAAGUGUUGAGAAAUCUUAAAUGGAAACCUUACUUCCCAUGAAAGAAUUCACCUAGGAGGGGAAACCUUAUAAAUUCCAGCAGUCUUGAAAAUGCUUCCAUCAUGGUGGGAACCUUACUUCCCAUUAAAAUAACUCAUACCUGGGAGGAAACCUAGAAAUCUCUGGAAUGUGGAAACACAUUGUAUCCAAACUAAUUUUAUUACAAAAUUAGACGGGAAUGCUAUAUUAUAACAUGUAAUUCAGAAAAACUCACCCCCCCCAUUUUUUUAGAUUAAAACUACAUCCCUAUUCUCUUCAAAAGGGUAGUUUCAUAAAGAGAAUACCACAGUUUUCAUUUUAUAAAUCGUGUUUUUGUAUGGAAUGAUACAGUUGUGGGAGCAUAUUCGACCUCAACAGGCCGCCUGUUCCAUUCAACAGGGGCCUCCAGAGAGAACGAUUCUGUACAGGUAUCCAUUGCUCUUGCCUGUUAGCGUUGCUCAGGUAAGCGAAGCUGUUUUAACAGCUCAUGUUGAGUGAGGAGGCCCUGUGGAUUUGUGGGACCUGGACGGGCAGGAGGAUUCAGCUGGAUUCGGCUGGCAUCAAUGCCGGUCUCUUUCUUGGUUGUUUCAAAUGAGGUUGCCGGAAGGUUCGAUGGUAGUUCUGGUUUCUGCCAAUCCCCGCAGCUGGCUUCCUUGGGCAGCAGCCUCCAGCACCUGUAUCCACGGCAUGGGAACAUGGAGAUACGACUCCUGUAACGUAUUCUACAUAGUCUCCCCUCAGAGUCAACUCAGAGGCUCCCAUUGGUGCUGAAUCCCGCAGAUAUCUAGGCAGAGGUUGACUAUAACUCCUAUUCUGCAAUCACUUCAUUGGCUACUCAUAAGUUACUGGGCUCAGUUCAAGGUUUUGGCAAUCUCAUACAAAGCCCUUCCUGUCUGUGGGACAGCCUCGCCCCCUGUGCUCCAACAUGGCAGCUCCGCUCGUCUGAACAGGGCCUUCUGCAGGCGCCACCCUUCAAAGGGGCAAAACCAACAGCCGCCCCUGUACGGGCAUCCUCUGCCGCAGCCCCUGCCUUAUGGAAUGGCCUCCCUGAAGAGGUCAGCAAAACUCCUCCUCUCCUGGCUUUCUGCCAACACUGCAAAACUGAAUUAUUCACGAGGGCUUUCUUAGGCAGCUAUUAGGGCUGUGCUGUGAGAAUCGCCUGAAAGAGAGGCAUUGGUACAGGGACAGGAUCUGUAGACUCUACUACUGCGUACCAUCUGUGGCUGUAAGUGUGCUCCUACUUCAUAGUUUAAUAAGUCCUAUCAAUCUGCUUUUGUUGUGUUUCAGUGUUGUUGUCGUCCCCCCCCCCCAGCGCUGUACUGGAUUUCGACUCAGUUUCACCAUUGGUUUUUCUACUGAACUUCUGCUUGUUUUCAAACUUCAGCUAUCCCACCCUAUCGCAUUGUUUAUUGAACAGCUGCUGAUUAUACUGACUUAUUCUAUGUAAUCCACCUUGAAUCUCUUUUUUUUAAAAAAAAUUUUUUAUUGAGUUAGAACAUCAAUAUUUUUACAUUACAUUCGAUUUUCCCCUAAUUUUUCGUUUCUAACCCCCUCCCUUUCCCCCCCUUUUGUUGACUUCCAACAGCUUUCCCACCCUCUGUCCCUUUUCCCUUACUUCUAUUAACUUCCUCUGUCUAAAACAAAUAUAUAUUCUCCAUUAUUUUAAGCAGUACAUCUUUAACUCUUUUACUUAUUAUACAUCCAAACUAUACUUCUUUAGAUAAACAAGUUAUCCCAUUUUCCAGUUUUGAAUAUUUCUAUAUAUCAUAAACCAUAAAAGUUUCCCACAUUUAAAUCAAACAAUUUGAUUUGUUCUCUAUAUAUUACUCAUUUCUUCUUUUUAUAGUAUUUCUAUAUAACUCAUCACAUAAUCAAUCAUUUUAACUCUUCUAUACAUUCAGUUUGGUGCUUAUAAAUCUUAUCAGAUAAAGAAAAUAUUGUUAAUUACUCAAUCCUCAUAUUUAAACCGUUAAUUAUUCUCUAUCAAUAUUCUAUCAAUUAACCUUUGCAUAUCUAUAUAUAUCUCAAUCAAUUAAUUAAUCUAACUGCUUAUAAAUUCACAUUUCUCUUCCUCCCCCGGUAAAGUCACCCCUCUCUUUUAUACUUUUAUUGUACUUCAGUAGUUCUCAAACUGCCACAGUUUUCCUCCCACCUCCCACUUCUUCUCCAAAUAUUGUUUCAGCUUCUCCCAGUCUGUGUUAAACUGCCCUGAGUCCAGAUCUCUCAGUUUUCUUGUCAUCUUGUCCAUUUCAGCCAUAUACAGCAAUUUGUAGAUCCAAUCUUCGAUAGUUGGCACUUCUUGUACUUUCCAUUUCUGCGCAUACAAAAGUCUAGCUGCUGCAGUCAUAUAAAAUAUCAACGUCCUAUGAUGGGCUGGAAUUCCCUCCAUUCCCAAGUUUAGCAGCAGGAGUUCUGGGUUCUUAUUUAUUUGAAACUGUAAAAUUUCACUCAUUUCUCUUAUUAUUUCCCCCCAGAACUGCCUAGCUACCUCACACGACCACCACAUAUGAUAGAGGGAGCCCUCAUGCUUCCUACAUUUCCAGCAUUUAUUAGAAGUGUUCAAGUUCCCUAGCGCAAUCUUCUUUGGUGUCAUGUACCAACGGUAGAUCAUUUUGAAAAUAUUCUCUUUAAUAUUAAUACAUGUCGUUGUCUUCAUUGUAGUUUUCCACAAGUAUUCCCAUGCCUCCAUUGUUAUUUCUUUAUUGAAGUUUAUAGCCCAUUUCACCAUCUGUGUUUUAACUAUCUCAUCCUCAGUGUACCAUUUCAACAGUACUUGGUAUACCUUGGAUAUUCUUUUCUUGUCUUCUUUAAGAAGGGUCUGCUCUAGUUCCGAGUUCUCUGUUCGUAUGCCCCCUUUUGCAGAGUCCGAAUUGUAUAAAUCUCUAAUCUGUCUGUACUGGAACCAAUCAUAGUUAGGUGAUAGUUCCUCUUGCGUCUUUAUUCUAAGUUUAGAUACUUCAGUUUUGGUUAUUUCUUUGUACGUUAAACAUUGUUGUUCAUUAUCAACAGCUCUCGGAUCUAUCACCUCGUAUGGAACCACCCACAAGGGGGUUCCUUCUUGUAAGUAAAUUCUGUACUUCUUCCAGAUUGUAUAUAAACUUCUCCUUACAAAAUGAUGCAGGAACAUCGAGUUGACCUUUACUUUGUCAUGCCAUAGGUAUGCGUGCCAUCCAA